ACUACAGCGCAACGCAACUGAGUUCGAAAAAACGCCGUGUGCCAUUGCAACCCGAUUGGACUCUUGAGAUGCCCGAUAAUCUUUGGAUGAAAACCAAACUUUCGUAGUCGAGACCGCCGAGCUGCUAUGGCGAAACUUCCAAGAAGAACCCACGGUGCAUGGAUUGUGUUUAUCUUAGCAACAUUGGUCGUUGAAAUCAAAGUGACCGAUCAGCAGGCCUGUGUAGAUGACUUACAGCCAAUCUCAUGCCCCACGGCCAACGAGUACCUGUUUAUCUCCGAUGUCUUGGAGGUAUACCUGCAGAAUCUCGGCACACAUUACAUCCCAAACUGUCAGGAGCGGACAUGGAACACCAGCGACCAAUGCACAUCAAUGGGAGCCAAACAGUACAUUCAGGAAACGUGUCCUGACGGCAAACCAUGCGACAUGUAUAUCGACUAUGGCAAUGACUUGACAACAGUUAGCAACAUCUACAGGAUCAACUAUUUCUGCUGUUACAAUGAGCCCACUACAGCCCCACCCACGACUGCCAUGCCCACUACAGCCCCACCCACGACUGCCAUGCCCGCGACAGCCCCACCCACGACUGCCAUGCCCACUACAGCCCCACCCACGACACCCACAACAGCACCACCCACAACCACCACGCCCACCUCAGAACCACCAACGACCACCCAGCUUACGACCCCACCACCGGCUAAUCUCACGGUCAAGGCACCUUCCUAUGUGCUUUUCGAGUCAGGAGGAACUCCAGUCAAUAUCACUGUGGGGUUUUCUGCUGCUUUGAAAGGGGACGUCUUGCAAGAUGACUGCUCCAUCUCCUACGGUGAUGGCCAUCAAGCUGACUGUUUCUUGAAUGCCAGCCAGCCAGUAUUAAAUCUGGUUCACAUUUACCAAGCUGUUGGCUGCUUCCAGUUUGUCUUUAACGUGACGUCCUUGAGUACUGAAGCUCAACAAGAGAUAUGCAUUGUCUGGUCUUUGGAAGAUGCUGCCCUCUCAUUGGUUAUGGCCGUGGAAGGAAGCGAAGAUGCUGGAGUGUUUUCGGAUCCGGCAGACUUGAUUUUCUUUACUGGUCAGGUUCUGGUGUUGAAUGCAUCGUUAUCAGGCAGCACCAUUGCCGUAGACUAUCUGUGGGACCUUGGGGGCAACGAAACAGUGACUGAGUCUCCAACUAUGAAAUGGUCCUUCAGUGAAGCAGGCACAUAUGCAGCCAGUGUCGUUGCAUCUAACAGAAUAUCAAGCACUGGUCCGGUGACGAAGGUUUUAAAUAUACUCGACCCAGAUAACCUUCCCUGCAAUCCGUCAGACGUCCAUAUUACGGGCCGUCAAACCAACGCGUCUUCACCGCUGACUUUCCCACGUCACGUACACCUGUCGUUCCAGGGGCACACAGAAGUGCUGUGUAAUCUUACCGCCUUUCACGUCAGUCUUCUUUGGACCAUCUCCCAAGUGGAUGCCACUGGGAACGAGACUUCUGUUGCACUCCCCGAGAGUCUAGCAACCCACCUGCAAGAAAUCACCUUUCCAAAAGGGGCCCUCGAAUACGGGCUGCACGUGUUGCAGUUUGAAGCCGUGGUGGCAGUCCAUAGUGGAUAUGGCUAUGUAAUCGGCAGGGGAAGUGACCGUGUGUGGGUCAGGAUCUAUCCCAGUCUCCUGACGGCAAUCAUUCAGGGUGGGUCUGCUCGGUCAGUGGGCUACAGUUCAUCUUUGAUAUUGGACGGGGGUGGGUCGUUUGAUCCUGAUAAUUUCCUGGAGCCAACCAGUGGUCUGCAGUACGAGUGGUUUUGCUCAUUAGGAAAUGGCCAUGAUCAUGGAUCACAAGCGAUUCCCUGCUUUGAUGAUGAUUAUCGUCUACCCUCCACUGACUACUCCAUAGAGAUGGCAGCCAACACUCUCGUGCCUGACGAGAUUUACAGAUUCGUACUGACUGUGAGUUUGGCUGGACGGGGAAACUCUUCGGCAUCUCAGAGUAUCACUGUGGUGGCACAAGACCCUCCAAUGCUCAGCGUAAGUUGUCUGCAAAACUGUGAUGAAAAGCUGAGCAUUGGCGAGAGGGUUGUACUCCACGUGACAUCACCAACACCCUCGGUCAAUUUUGUCUGGGAUGUACUCACGCGAGAUAAUGUUCCGGACGAGGCAUUUGAUUGGAAUGAGCUGACAACAACGGGCAGAUACUCAUCGUAUCUUGUGAUUGUAGGCGGGACUUUUGAUGAUGGUGACUAUAGGCAACGAUCAGUAAGGGUGACAGGAUUCCAUCCUGACAGCCCACCAGGUUUUGCUGACUACACCUUUGAGCUGAAUGCACCACCCAGGAUAGGUACCUGCAGCCUGGAUCCUGACAGCGGCUACGCCCUGCAGACGCAUUUUAUCAUUGACUGCGUGGACUUUUGGGAUGAGGAAGGCCACUUGAUGUACACUGUUCGUGUGCCUCCAGUACUCAGCAACAAAGAUCAGGCUGCAUUGCAAUACCUUGAUCCUGUGCUGUACAGCGGGGCGGCCUCCACCACACCGUCUGUCUACCUUCCCCUGGGAGAUGAAUCCAACGGUUACCUGGUGACUAUUGCUGUGGAGGUUGCUGACAUACACGGUGCAUCUGUGCUGUUUACUAUGACCUCAGAAGUACGACCACCCGAAACAGUCAACCUGGGCGAUGAUGAAAGCACCAGCAACGUCCUCCUGAACCUGACCAGCGGCAGCGACUCGGAGCUACAGGAGUUAAUCAACCAGGGAGACUUCCAGACAGCGGUGCAGAUCAUUGGUGCCGUGGGCUCAAUACUGGAUAGCCAUCAUACCAGCGCAGGGCAGGAACAGGAACAUACUGAGAGUCUGAAGACCAAGGAAUUGAGGCAAGAGAUUCGCACCUCAACAGUGAAUACCAUAGCCGACAUGCCAGUUGAAUCAGUGGUCUCCCUACAGCAGUCAUCCUAUGCUCUGGUGGCUAUCACACAGGACAAAACAGAAGUCACCCAGGAAACUCAAUUGACUGCGGCCACAACUUUGGUCAAGAUGGGUGCCUUCCUCAAGGAGCAUUCUGUUGAGAGGACAGACUGUGAGAGCUGUCAGACCUCCAUUGACGAUGCUGCAUUGAAUCUCGUCUCAGGAUUGUCCAAUAUCUUAGAUGCCGCAGUGGCUAGUGUGGAUGAACUGACCAAAGUAUCUGCAGAAGAUGAUACUGUGUCCAGAAAUGAAACCACGCCAAUUGAUGAGGCGGAAGUUGAUGAUAAUGUUGUACAACAGGAGGCCAAGGAAAAGAGCAAAGUGGUUGCCAAGGCAACCCUGGCUGCCAUCAGUGAUGUGCAGGACGCCCUCAUUGUCAACAAGGUUCCAGGCGAGGAGCCCACAGUCAUCCAGUCACCGGUGCUGACAUUGACGUCUCAGAGGCAGGAGCAAGGCACCCUGGGUAAGACGUCCAUCGGCGUGACAAAGGCCGAGCCAGCUGGGUUCAUUCUGCCGGAUACUGCAUCCAUUGGAAGCAUCCUCCCAGCAAAUUACACGGAUGCCAUUGACACACAGAUGGUUCAGUUUGCCAUGGAUCCAUUCGUCUGGAGUGAAGGGAGUGAAGAUGUCACGUCUGAAGUAGUGGGGCUUCAGUUGAAGACGGUCGACCGACAAGAGAUUAAAGUUUCCAACCUACCUGAGGACAUCCAGAUCUUUGUACCAAAGCGCACUGUUACCCUGGCCAACAACACGCAGGUCACUGUCAAUCAGAGCACCACUGUGGUAGUUUCCUUUGAAGUCACCAAUCCCAAUGCCACCAUCAGUGUGCUAGCCUUGCCAUCAGUCGCCAGUGAGUUAUUGGCAUGCUGCUUGCUGUACCAGGGUAACGAAUCACUGGGAAACCUCAGCAAGUCAGACUGUUAUGUCAAUGUCACACUGCCUGGAGAGGAGUCUAAGUAUCAGCUGCCGGCCGAUGACGCAGAUCGUGAAUUGAAGCAGAGAUAUACGUGGAUGAUUGAACCACACUCUUUACAGGGUGAAGGCACGUACCACACAUUGUGCUCAGUGCCAGAUUCCACAGCAAGCAACCAGGACAGGGUACCAGCUGAGGAACCAGACACGUUGACGCUAUUGCUUGGUGUCUACAGCUCCCAGUGCCUGUUCUGGAAUGAGGAGGAGGAGAGAUGGGACGGUGCAGGCUGCAAGGUGGGGCCGUUAUCUUCUCCUGAGGUCACCCAGUGUCUCUGCAACCACCUGACAUUCUUUGGCUCCAGCUUCCUGGUCAUGCCCAACAAGAUCGACUUCCUAGCUGACACCAGACUCUUCUUGACCUUCCUGGACAAUCCUGUUGUGGUGAGCACGGUCGCUUUCAUCUUGGUGCUCUACGUCGGUGUCGCAGUGUGGGCACGCCGACAGGAUAAAGCAGAUACUUUGAAGGCCUGUGUCAUCACCCUUGAGGACAAUGACCCCUUUGCCCGAUACCGUUACGAUGUCACCGUUGUCACAGGCAUGCGCAGGGGGGCUGGCACUACAGCAACCUCUACCCUGACCCUCAUUGGGACUCAGGGACAGAGUAGGCCACAUGUCCUGCAGGACAAACAACGGAAGGUGUUGCAGAGGGGCGGAGUCGACUCCUUUCUCAUCACGACCAAGCAGAGCCUUGGGGAGGUGACGGAAGUCAGGAUUUGGCAUGACGAUGGAGGAGACAGCCCAGAAUGGUUUGCUAGCCGGAUUGCAGUGCACGAUCUGGAGACAGACGAGUGGUGGUUUAUCCUGUGCAAUUCUUGGCUAGCUGUGGACAUUGGUGAGGGUCUUAUUGACCAGACCUUCCCCGCGGCCACUGAGAAUGAGUUGAAAAACUUCCAGCAUCUCUUCUCCACCCGGACCAUCCGGGAUAUGCAGGACGGCCACCUGUGGUUCUCCAUCUUCAGCCGGCCAGCUCGCAGCUCCUUCACCCGGCUUCAGCGUGUCUCCUGCUGCCUCUCUCUCCUCAUGUGCGUUAUGCUGACCAGUAUCAUGUUCUAUGGAGUACCCACGGACCCUGCUGAGCAGACAAUGGACUUUGGUGCCUUCAGGAUUACCUUCACAGAGAUACUCAUCGGCAUUGAGAGUUCCAUCCUUUCAUUUCCCAUCAACCUUCUGAUUGUGUCCAUCUUCAGAUAUGCUCGGCCCCCUGAUGAGGGGAAAUCCAAACCCUACAAGACGAUUAAAGGCCCCCCACGUGUUUCAUCAAGUGGGACCUCUUCAUCUUUGUCUUCUUACAGGAGAGGAGAAAAGUCCUCAGACUCGGAAUAUUACACUUGUCACGAGACAAAUUUCAGGGAGAACACAUCCUCCUCUGGGUUUGUGCUGUCCACAGAAGAGACCUCUUGGGAUAUGCCAACAGACACAACGGCUAAUUCCACUGAAAAUACAGGAAAUUGGAAACCUGAAAGUUCUGGAAAUGAAACCACCUCAGGAUUUUCCCAGUCAACUCAGACAAUAAACUUGACAUCAUCCUCAGACAUCAGUGCAAAAUUCAGCCACAACAGAUUCCUGUGUUCUUGCUUGGACCAGAUCGUAGAUGACCUGGACCUGUUGUCUCCAGAGUGUUUCUCGUCAGUGGAGCAGUAUUUUCUUGCUAGGCAGGAGGCCAGAAACAUCCUGCUCACAGUUAUGACUAUUCGAACUCCGAGCUCCUCGCCCACUGACGCCAGCGAAACCAGCAGCCAAUCAGAGACGGCGUUCUGGAAGUGUUCAUUUAAGUUUCUCCCUAAUGGGCUCCCUCAUUGGUUCAUCUACAUCGGCUGGUUCCUGGUGUUCUCCACUACGCUGGUGUCCUCUUACUUCACCAUGCUGUACGGACUCAAGUAUGGCAAGAAACGCUCAAUUGAUUGGCUGGUGUCACUGGUGGUGUCCCUUUUCCAGAGUAUAUUCUUCAUACAACCCUUGAAGGUUCUGCUUCUUGCUGCCUUUGUGGCUCUUGUCAUGAAGCAGUGGGAUGCGGAUGAUGAUGGAAGUGAUGACAUUGAAGAAGGAGACGUUGAAAAUGCCGGUGCCAUCUACAAGAAGCUCUUGCACAAGUGGAAGGGCACCCACUACCGGCCGCCAAGCAUGACAGAGGUCAACACCAGUCGACAGCGUAAAGACAUGGAGAGGAAGAUGUACGCCCUCCUGCGAGAGAUUGUGGGAUAUUUACUCUUCAUCUGGCUAGUCCUGGUCCUCGCUUACAGCCAACGGGACCGCUACGCCUACUAUCUGACCAAGAACGUCAGAGAUGUUUUCUUCAGCAAUGAUGAGUAUGACUCGAUUACUGAUUUUGGCGGGUUUUACGAGUGGGCAGAUGUCACACUGCUCCCUGGCCUAUACGAAGGAGAUGCAACAACUGACACCAUGUCGUUUCUUGUUGGCGGGGUCCGGAUCCGUCAGCUCAGGGUCCGUCCAGAUUUAUGCGAUAUAAGCAGCUCCGUCACUGGCAUCAUCAGUAGGUGCACACUCUCGUACUCUCAGGACACAGAGGAUACUGAUACCUACAAUAAGUCAUGGACUGAACCAUUUGAUGAUCUGACAGCAAACGGCAGUUACCUUGAGCAACAGGAUAUCUGGAGGUACCAGCACAAUGUUGCAAGCAGUCUCUGGGGACACGUGACAUCUUACGGAGGAGGCGGUUACGUGGUCAUCCUGGGUCUGAACCAGACGGUAGCCAGGCAAGUGCUGAUGGACUUGAUGGCUGACCACUGGCUGGAUGAACACACCAAAGCCCUAGCCGUAGAAUGGACAGUCUACAAUGCUAACACCAACCUGUUUGUUGUGGUCACAUUUCUAACGGAGAUCAUGGCUUCAGGCGGAUUUGUCAAGACUACUCAUAUCCAGGCUGUUCGGUUCUAUCGGUACGUGGCCAAAUUCCAGCUCUUUGUCUUGUGCAUCGAGAUACUGUUCUCCAUGUUCGCAGCUUUCUAUGCUGUGGUUGAGGCACGGAAGUUAUACAAGGAGGGCUGCAGCUACUGGCAGGAUGGUUGGAACUGGUUUGAGAUUGCCAUAGUUCUCACGUGCAUUGUAGUCAUUGCAUUCUACAUCUACCGCCAUGUCUUCACAGAGAAGCUGUUAGAGAUCUUUCGGACAAAACCCGGCGAGUUCAUUGACUUCCGAGCUGCUGCCACUAUAGCAGAAGCCUUUCAGUAUCUGCUUGGCUUUCUGCUCAUCCUGUGCACCAUUAAGUUCCUGCACCUGCUCAGGCUGAAUCCUAGGACGUAUCUGCUGACAUCGGUGCUGAGUUCCUCUGCCAAUGAAGUUGGGGCCUUUGCUGCCUACAUCGCUCUAAUCAUGUGUGCCUUUGCUCUACUUUUCCAGCUCAGCUUUGGUAGGCACUUGGCCACCUACAGCACUCUUGUCUUGGCCUUUGAGUCCCUCUUUGCAUUGUUUCUCGGAGAAUACGAUCAUGAUGCGCUGUUCGAUGUCAAAGGCAUCACAGCUCCUAUCUUGGUGGUCAUCUUUCAAGCUGUGGCUACCUUCCUUCUGCUAAACAUACUGAUCUCUAUCUUGAACGGAAACAUGGGUUAUUUUAGGAGACACCAGGAGCCAAGUGAGGAUGGUAAAAUCGGCCUUCUGCUGAUCUACAAGAUACUCUCCUGGUUUGGUAUAAAGCACAGAUACAAGAUUUGAGCAUCGUCGAAAAGAGUGCAUUAUUUUCUGAAGAUGCCCUGUUUGGCAUUGAUUUUUGUCACAAAGAAAUCAAUAAUUUCUUGACUUUUGAAUGUCAAUUAAAACAAAUCUGUUACGAUCUUGUCAAACGAAAUAUGUAAUUCCUCUUCCCGCGCACAUUAUGUAAGUGUAACAUUACACUAAUCGUUUAUCAUUAAUUCGGCAUUGACGAUUUUCAUUAUUAAAUUCUACCAAAUGUUUUUUUUUUCACGCAAAGCGCAGGAGGUCUGCAGAAGUAUUUUUAAGACAAACAUGUAUUAAAAACUUGUCAUUUUCCUUGAAUUUCUUGCUGAUCCAGUAGGCCUAUGCUAUCUUAGAGGUUGUUUAUCGUAGUUGUCUAACAUCAAGUAGCAUAGACGGCGGUUGCUAUACAGGGUUAGAUUGAUUUCACAACUCUUUACAACAAUUUACAUUUUUAUUGACGCACUGACAUUCUCCUGUGACGUACAUCAUCAAAUCAAGUGACAAGUU
This is a messenger RNA of Patiria miniata (bat star), 8088 nucleotides long. Its product is annotated as polycystic kidney disease protein 1-like 2. Gene Ontology annotation, cellular component: membrane. Gene Ontology annotation, molecular function: protein binding; calcium ion binding; calcium channel activity. NCBI's taxonomy places the organism in Eukaryota, Metazoa, Echinodermata, Asteroidea, Valvatida, Asterinidae. The coding region runs from base 127 to 7578 and encodes 2483 amino acids. Gene Ontology annotation, biological process: detection of mechanical stimulus. The record is from RefSeq and is a predicted model, not a curated record. The transcript is spliced from 25 exons.